AUGGAGAAAGAUGUCAAUUAUAUUGUCAAUAGAGCAGCAGAUUUUGUACAAGAAUGGAUGAUAGACAAUUCUAUUGUGUCAGAAAUGAGGUAUUUAAUAGAAACAUUAGUUCACAAGUGCACUGAAAAAUCUCCGGAUAGGAAAAUUAAUCUUGAAGCAGCAAUCAAAAGCAGUUUUGAUGGCGAGAGAGGCAUUCACCACUACUUUUUACACAUAUCUGGAGAGAUUCGAUCCAUUAGGAGAAAGAUCAGACGGAUUAGAGGGAUUAAUGGUACUACACUCAGUUUAAAAACCUUGCAGCUGGAGAGUAACCUUCCCCUCAAGGGACAUUCAUUAGCUGAUUCAAAUCUGAGGAAUAUUGUCGUUGGUUUUGAUGCUGAUUUGAUGAAAAUUAUGGAUAGACUAGCAAGACCCUCGCUGGGACGAGAAGUUCUAGCAAUUGUGGGGAUGGGUGGCAUUGGUAAAACUACUCUAGCUAGACAAAUGUUUGAUCACCCUGAUACUGCUUUUCAAUUUCAUUGUCGGGCAUGGAUUACAGUAUCUCAAGUAGGAAGUACCUGGUUGUUAUGGAUGAUGUAUGGAGUAAUGAGGCCUGGGAUUGUAUCCAAAUGUGUCUUCCAGACGACAAAAAUGAGCAAAGCUGGGAACCGUUGGAAAAACUUGUUUUUGGACUUGAAAGUUGGCCCUCUUGAAUUGGUGGACUUGGGAAAGCAAAUAGCAAGAAAAUGCCAUGGAUUACCCCUCGCAAUUGUUGUUAUAGCUGGCACUCUGUCUAGAACUGUGAUGACAUCUGACUGCUGGAAGGAUUUUGCAGCUAGCGUAAAUUCAGUUGUACUCACUAAUCCAGAACAAUGUUCAGAUAUACUUGCUCUAAGUUAUAACUACUUGCCCCUAUGCCUUAAAAUUUGCUUUCUAUACAUGGGGGCCUUUCCUGAAGAUUAUGAGAUUGAAGUUCAGAAGUUAAUUCGUUUAUGGAUUGCUGAGGGCUUCUUGAAAGCAAGUUCUUCAAAUAAUCCUGAAGAUGUAGCGGAGGACUACUUGGAAGAUCUUACUGAUAGGAGUUUAGUUUUGGUUGGGAAAAGGAAUGUAGUUGGCAAAAUCAAAACUUGUCGACUACACGACCUCUUGCGGGAAUUAUGUUUGAGGGAAGCUCAAAAGAGAACAUCAUGUUUUGUUCCAGACAUCUUUUUCUCUUAUUUGAAAUUCCAUUACCUCAGAGUAUUGGACAUGUUCUUCCUGCAGUUUGAUUCUUUCCCUGCUCAAAUAAUAAAGUUACAAAAGUUGAGGUACCUUGCACUGAAUGUUACUUAUAAGCUGCCCACAGAACUAGACAGACUCAGGCAUCUCCAAACCUUAGUCAUCAAUGGUCCAUGGCCAUUAAGGGAAGAUGGGGGUAUCCCCACCCUGACAGUGAGAUAUUGGAAUAUGCCAAAAUUGAGGCAUCUCCGUAUAACUAUGGUUGCUUUUCUAAGCUAUCUCACUGAUGCUGCAAGCAAUACUUACCGCCAGCCAUUGUCUUCGGGAUACCUAAAAACAUUAUCCACAGUACGGUUCCUCAGUUGCAGGAGGGAUGCGUUUGCUAUGAUGCCCAACCUCACAGAACUAGGAAUGUGUGAAACCGAAGAAGACUACUACAGGGAUAGAUCAUGCGAGUGUCUGAAGAAUCUGGCUUAUUUGCAUCAGCUUGAAACACUAACUGUUCCUUUUACAGAGAAAUCAGAGAAGCAAGGACUAUAA
Messenger RNA from Coffea arabica (coffee), 1737 nucleotides. Its product is annotated as late blight resistance protein R1-A-like. Gene Ontology annotation, biological process: defense response to other organism. NCBI's taxonomy places the organism in Eukaryota, Viridiplantae, Streptophyta, Magnoliopsida, Gentianales, Rubiaceae. Gene Ontology annotation, molecular function: ADP binding. The record is from RefSeq and is a predicted model, not a curated record.